Petromyzon marinus (sea lamprey) is the source of this 3790-nucleotide messenger RNA. It is a transcript of the gene OS9, whose product is annotated as OS9 endoplasmic reticulum lectin. Gene Ontology annotation, biological process: ERAD pathway; endoplasmic reticulum unfolded protein response; retrograde protein transport, ER to cytosol. Gene Ontology annotation, cellular component: endoplasmic reticulum lumen. The record is from RefSeq and is a predicted model, not a curated record. NCBI's taxonomy places the organism in Eukaryota, Metazoa, Chordata, Hyperoartia, Petromyzontiformes, Petromyzontidae.
CCAAACCCUGCGAGCCCCGAGACCACAGAGGCCGAUAUCCCUGACCGCAGACACACAGACGGGUACCAAACUCCGCUCUGAAGCCUCGGACCUCGAAAUCGUCCGUCCCGUCGCCCGCUAACACCCGGGAGGAUACGGCUCCUCCCGGUGACGGUGAACUCCGUCGCCUCGGGGAGGGGGUCCCUGACACACCGAAGACCCCCUUACGGACCCCGUAUAUACACACACACCUCCUGAGGGCCAUGCUCGCGUCCCCGUCGCUCACCAUGGUCGCCUGCACCAACUUCUUCCUCAUCCUCGUCGCCCUGCACCCGUGCCUCGCCUCGCUCGGCGUCCUCAACAUCGACGAGCUCAACGAGAUGAAGUAUGGCAUCGAAAUCCUGGCGGACCCCGUCGUCAAGGGCCAGUCGAGGCCCGCGGAGACGCUGUUCGUCUCCUCCAAGUACGGACAGCAGUACGAGUGUCAGCUGCCGCCGCAGGCCGUGUUCCGCUCCACCGGCGAGAGCUCUGGUGGGGAGCAUGGCUCGCUCUACCAGGGUCUCGCCAUCCCCGAGCUGCUGAAGCCCAUGGCCAACGUGCCGUGCCUCCUUAAGACGAGGGAUUGGUGGACGUAUGAAUUUUGCUAUGGGAAGGACAUUAAGCAGUACCACAUGGAAGGAUCAGAGAUAAAGGGUGACAUUAUGCACCUCGGCUUCUACGAUUCGGAAUUUGACUGGAGCAAUGAGACUGCAAAGGCUGGCAAGCGCCACCGCCUGAAGCGCUAUCACAGCCAGCUUUAUCGUAACGGCACUCAGUGUGACCUCAACGGCCGCCACCGUGAGGCUGAAGUCCGGUUUGUGUGCGAGGAGGGCGGCUCGGGCGACUACCUGUCGCGGGUGGACGAGCCGCAGUCGUGCAUGUACGUGCUGACGGUGCACACAGUACGGCUGUGUGCCCACCCGGACAUGCGCAUCCCCACGAGAUCCAACCCCCAGCCCAUCCGCUGCCAGCCCAGCCUCACCCCCAAGGAGUAUGAAGAAUAUUUUCGCACGCGUGUCUCGGCCACACAGAAGAAAGUGGACCGCAUGGCGCAAGAGCUUCGCUCGCUUGACCACUUAUUGGGGCAGGAAGAGGAAAAUGCCCACGAGGAGAAGGAUACCUCUACUUUCUCCAACUCCAGGGGGAGCCCCCAGCAGGAGGUGGAGGAGGGGGCGACGGUACCUGGUGGAGAGGCAGAUGCCGGAGGAGCAGACGGGGACCAACAUGAGGCCGUAGAAGAAGAGCAGACAAAGGGAGAGACCAAUGCCCUCAAGGAUGGAUCUUCUCCGCAUCAGGAGGUGGAGAUAGUGACACUGCGGUCUGUGCAGGAUGCCCUCAAGAGGACGUUUGGAGAAGAUGUCCUGGAACAGCCAGGCGAUGAUGACCAACAAAUGCAGUUUAAAAUCAUCAGGAAUCAAGGGGAUCUGAUGAAGUUCUUGGAGGAGAUGCAAGAGAAGAAAAAGAAGAAAGCAGCAAAAGGAGACCGAGAGAGCAAAGCAGCUGCCCCCAGCAGCAGCAGCAGCGACGACAAGAUGGAUGUUAGCAGAGAAGGAUUUACAGAAAACUCGGCCCGUGACACAGGCAGCGACAAUGUGGCUGAGAACGACAUUCCAAGCACACCGAGCCGAGACGGCAAGACGGAGGCCAAGAGCUCGGAGGAGGAGAGAGGCGAGGAGGAGGAGGUGGAGGAAGAAGAGGAGGAUGACGAUGAUGUUGAGGUGCUACGGGAGUUUGUGCAGGAGCUGCGGGGCAUGAACCUUCACUCCUCUGAUAUCCAGAAUGUCAAGCAGCAUCUGCAGCAGAACAUAGAGGGGGAGUUUGACUCCAUCUUGGAGGAGGCGGAAGCAGAGCUCGAGGCGGAGGGCCUGAAGGGUGAGUUUGACAAAGAGGAAGCCACCAAGAGCUUGGCGGGCACGCUUAACCGACUAAUGGAGAAGUUGGACGGCACAGGGGACUCUGGGCCCGGCCCGGACAGCGCACGGGAAAGGCGGCAUACCGGCGGGACGCAGCACGUCGGCGCCGCUGCCGACACCGUGUCAGCCACCCCCGCCAGCACCGCCGCUAAUCCGGCAAAGAAGGACGGUGACGAGGACCUGAUGGACGUGGGACGCGUGCGUGUGCGCGUGCGCCGGCUGAGAUCUGGGGGCUCGGCCCAAGGCGGGGAGUCUGCCACCAGAGCGGGGGGCCACUCGGGGGACCAGGUCCGCAAGAUCGAGAACGUCGUCAAGGAGCAGCUGGAGAAGGCCGGGAUGCGUGCUGAGGGGAAGAUCGACGUGAAGUUGGUGUCCUCGGGAGCGCUGGGCGGGGAUGACGAUGACGAUGGCGCGUGGCUGUCUGACGAGGACACGCGCUCUUUCAGAGACAUGCUGCUCGGAUUCCUGACGGGCGACAGCGAUGAGAUGUACCGAGAGCAGCAACGGCAGCAGCAGCUCGAAGACAACUACCGCUUCAUGCUGGGGGGCGAUAGCGCGGCCGGGGAACACAGCGGCACACAGGGGCAGCCCGUGCUGGCAGAUGGAGAUGACGCCGACGCGUAGCCGGUGCCACAGGCGGCACGGCGCCACCCGUGGGAGUCGUCCGUCCAUUUGUCUCUUAGUCCGCCAGCCUGCCAGCCUUCCUGCCCACUUGCCCCACCAGCCCCACCAGCCUCCUUUAAACCCUCCAACCUUGCCACCAACCCUGAACUGUGAAGGACGAGAUGCAGCGAAUCCGUGAUUUUCUUUUUUCGCCGACGCUUUUCGGUGGAGCAAAAUGUGAAGUGGGGGGUGGUGGCUGGGUUAACUGAUGGAACACGUAUGUGUGUGCGUGUACAGGAAACAUGUCUAAUUGGGGCACACAGUGGUUGGGGGGGGGGGGGGUUUACUAUGUUUAUGAGCUGUGAUGAAUCACUCAGGAUUUGUAAAAGUGGCUGGCAGGGUUUCUUCAUCACUGGGAGGAGCAUAGCAAUUGCUGUGGACUUUGAGAGCCAACUUUUAUUUAAAACGAUCGAGUUACGCGGAAAAGAAAUGUUAACUCAGAAGAGCAACCUGGACUGAGUUUCUACCCGAGAAACCUACGGCAAAAACGAAGCCUAAAUCUUCAUCCCCUUCACCCGCGCACGGCCCCCCCUCGCAGCACUUCCGCCGGAGGCGACAAGAACGUUGGCGCAUUUUGACGACACGAGUUGCAAGCAGCGCUGCCUAACGCCCAUCAAUAACCAUCAAAAGUUCUUCAUGAGAAAUUAGCUGCAACGGUGACAAAUGGCUACGAUAAAUGUAAAUACGAGACUCGCUCAUUGCUUCCAGUGUCUUGACAUUGGGGUGGCCACCCGACGGAGCAGGCACUGGGGAUGGAAGAGCAGUGUUUCCGAUUCGGAACCUUCAUGUUGGCCGAAGUGCCCCACCAUUCCCAGUGACGGGCGCAAGCACCCCCCACCCCUGCCUCCCCCCCACCCCCCCCCCCCCGAGAUAGCGGGAGCACUUGUGACUUUUUAUAAAUCUGUGCACGUCGCGGUUGGGCAGAGCGCGCUUCGGUUGUGUGCACACAUUUUUUUUGGGGGGGCGUGGGGGUGGGAUGGGAUGGCACUAGGAGGAUGUGGGAAUUGGGCGGAUGCUGUGUUGAUAAGUUGUCCUCUCUGAUUGAUCUGAGAGAGAUGUUCAACCAGUCACUGGCACUACGUAUUCGCCUCACCGUUUGCACUUCAGCCAUGGCCAAUUGUGUGUCCCGUUUGCAAAGUAAUAUUUAUUUUAGCCCAUACCGCUGUUCUCAAAUAAAUGUUCACUUUACGAGGUUU